This is a messenger RNA of Dermacentor andersoni, 8184 nucleotides long. The record is from RefSeq and is a predicted model, not a curated record. Lineage: Eukaryota; Metazoa; Arthropoda; Arachnida; Ixodida; Ixodidae.
CAAAUGGCCACAGAGGGCGAAAAAAUCGACCGCGCGCCGCUGCUAACAAAGCCGACGUAGUAGCGUCACCUCGGGAUUCGUUCGUUAGUUCCAACAUUUCCCGGUAGAGGCGUCGUAAUAAGCGCAAUUUUAUUUUACAAACUUUCUCUUACAAUUACCGAAGCAUUUUCUUUUACAUAAGAACAGUGCAAAAUUAUCAUUGCUAAUUAGAUAUUGUACUCUUUGUUAGUGAGUUUAUUGUUUCUUUGCCAUUAUAAACGCAAAUAGCGUUCAGCAUCAUCGAUCUUUCACGUGACCUCUGGCCUGGAUUUAAAAUUUUUACCGGUAUUUCCGAGUGCACGGCGGCACGGAUUCAUUCGUUCGUACACUCAAGACUGGUUGCUUCUUUGUUUCUAAAACUAGUUUCUUGCGCUUCGAUGUCUCGCGUUAUUUAACUUGGGGUGAAGUUACGUGUUUGCAAGCGUACAUGUAAGCCCGGCAGUUGGGUUUCGGUCGUGAGCCAUUCGGAACAGGUCUGCAUCGAAACGGGAGCUGGAUUUUGCUGCGGCUGACAACGGCAACAACGGUGAGUCGUUUAACACCGCUGCUUGAAUCGUUAUAUAAUAUCCGUCUCAUUACCUUCCAGGCGGGCACAAGUUAACGAACUAGAUCCUGCAUUACAUAUGGGCAGUGAGGAUCUCAGUUGCUGUUUCCUAAAUAAACCUUUACUUGCGAGGCUGUCGUUUGGUUUACACACACAACCAGGAAAGAAAGAGCGAUAUCGGAACGCGCGUCUCAUUUUUCAUGUUAUUGUAGCCGUGGUUGUAGGUGACUGAGUAGCCUUAUCAAUAUACAUAUUAAACUUUUUUUUCGAGUCGGCCGGCAACGUCUUUCGUCCACCAAACCGAACAAUCCUUUGGUAAAAUGAAGUGAAAGUACAGAAUUUAAUGUAUUAAACAGUUGCAAGCAUGAUAAUUCACCCAUAUUUCGUACUUGUUGGUUCCAAAUGUUCUUGCUGUUCAGAUUGGUUUACCGUAGGGCAUUUAUUUUUGCAGUAGUGAAGCGGUGCAUCACGUUCGUGCAGAAAAAUAAUGCAUCAGUUCUAAUAGCUUCAUGACUUUCAUGCAUUUGCUUGUGGAACUAGCAGUGUGAUCACUUCUAGUGUAUAAAUGAACCCACAAAUGUUCUCAUUUGUGAUCUGAAUAGUACUUGCGCUGUUGACAUGCAUUGUAGUUAGGCAGACAUCAAUUUUAUGGACAAUAGCAAUAUUUAUUUAACAUGCUGCUUAAGCACCCUAGAAUAGACAGUGUACAUUUGCAUGUGUUCUGUAGUUGCAAAUCAUUACAACAUAUAUGUCACACCUUUUUGCAUUUCAUAUUGCAAAAAUUUGCUUUUUCAAUUUCUGAUUCAGUCAAAAUUUCUGUUCCAGACAUGCAGUAAUGAGGACGGCACCAGUAUAAAGCAACACACUCCACGCACUAAACAGAAGCCGCUGCCUGCUACAACAAGGUCAUUGUGUGGACAUUGGCUACUACUACAAGAGUCUAUGCCAAGCACAUCUUGGUCAUCACAGGAGCUCCUAUCUGCGCCAACAGGAAGAGGCUGGAGCCGAAUUUGCAAGGCUUUUACACCAAGAACAAAGAAGCACAUGCAGAAGAAUAUGAAUGAGAUAUCAAGUCUGCAGAGCACUGUGUCAAGACUGAAAACAGCUUCAGCCACCAUUCCACCAGCACGUACAUUUGGCUGAGUCAUCCAGGUAACUCAAGAAGGACUUUCUAGAAAUUCUUCAUCUUCAGAUGCACCUGCAACAUCUGACCAAGCACGGACGACGCUGGCCAAAAGAUUGAGUUCCAUCAGUUUGCCCUUAAUCAGCUUCCUAGCCAGGUUAAUUCCGUUUGUGCCAAGUGUAAUUUUCUUCUAUAAAUGCAAGCUUUCUCAUUGCCCAUUUUUGUUAGAGGUCAUUCAUCCUCAUCCAAAUAUAAAGGUCAACCGAUUCUUCGCUGAUACUUAAUACCAGUCACUGUCUAGCAGCCUAACAUAUCUGUAGCAGUAUCUUCUAGUGCAUGUUGUCAUGCGCAAUUCCUCUCCUGAAAUAGCUGAUGCAGCAUCGGCAUGCGCCUUGCAUUAACCUAUGCACAUGUGCUGUGCACCAUUUUACCUUUCUUGAUGUUUUUAGCCUUCAAUGCUUGCAGAGCAGAGUGGCUUCUCUCUUGAAUGCAAGCUUUCUCAUUUUCCAUAUUCCUAGUCUCGAUGAUUGCUCCUCUUCCUUGAUAGCCUGGGUCUUUGUGCAAGCUACAGUGAAAGUGAUUGAUUGCAGAAUCUGGUUUUGCUGCCACACUUGGUUGUGGUAACUGUGUUACGUUUCUCAGAUGUGGGGGCCUGGUCAGUUGCAUUGGUAAGCAGUCCCUCGAGGUAAGCAUUUGCUCCUGCAGUCCGCAAAGCGACAUAGACUCCCAGUAUACACACACCGUAACUGGUGCGCCCCGUUCGUUCUGGCCUGCUACAGCCAUGGGCAAAUUGUGCUUGUGGCCUACUUUGGCCAUGAUUUGCUCAAAACGGAGACCAGCAUAUGUGCUUACAUGGUUCGAAGUGUAUGAAGUUGAUAGCCGUAUGGGUGGAAAGGCCCGCAAGAAUGGCUGCCGAAGGUGAUGCCCACAAAAGCGACUUGUCCACAUUGCGACAAAGUGGGACACAAAGUGUGAGCCACACAUAGCGGCCCCCGAAAGAAAAUAAAUGUGCAGGUUGGAAAGGAGUUAACGCUAAAAUGCCGGGUAGUCCAUGUCGCUGUGUUGGUUGCGGCAGCAGAUGCCUGCGUCACCUGAUUGCUUCGCAAUGGAAGUUGCUCAUCUUCAACGGCAACUGUUGGUUCAAACAGGUGCGAGGCUCUGUCCAAUCUGUUUGUACCACAGGUUGUCGCUCGUUACCAGACCACCACAUGUGACAAAGGCAAGCAUUAUGCCUGUAAGAUGGUUCAUAGCCAAGGUAUAAUGUAUUGUCUGAACCUCAUGCGGUGACUGAUUGCUGUUUAAUUUUGCUGUUAUGUCAUUUGGUUACGGUCGCAGUUUUAUGUUUUUCGAAUAUUGCGGCCUGGUCGGUUGCACUGGGAAGCAGCCUCUCGUAGUAAGCAUUUGAUCCUGCAGUCUGCACAGCGACAUAGACUCCCAAUUUACGCACACCAUGAUUCGUGCUCCCCGUUCACCCUUUCCUGCUGCAGCCAUGGGCAAAUUGUGCCUCUGGCCUUUCUCGGCCGCGAUUAGGCAUGAACGGAGACCAGCAUAAGUGCUUACAUGGUCGGACGUGUAUGAAGUUGGGUGGAAAGGCCCGCAAAAGUGGCUGAUGAAGGUGAUGCCCACGAAAGCGACUUGUCCAUAUUGAGACAAUGUGGGACACCAAGUGUGAGCCACACAUUAGCGGCCUCCAAAAGAAAAGAAACAUGCAGCUGGAAAGGAGUCAAUGCUAAAAUGAUGGGUAAUCCAUGUCGCUGUGUAGGCUGCGUCACCCGAUUGCUUUGCACUGCAAGUUGCUCAUCUUUAACGGCGACUGUCGCCGCAAACAGGUGGAACACUCUGUCCAAUCUGUUUCUGCUGCUGUUUGUUGCUCGUUAGUAGACCACCACGUGCGACGAAGGCAGGCACUACGCCUGUAGGUAGGCAGCUCAAUGUACCCUAAGAGACCCGUGUAUGUGAAUGCUCACUGUUGCCAUAUGGUUCGUCGCCAAUGUAUAAUGUAUUGUCUGAACCUCAUGCGGUGACUGAUUGCAGUUUAAUUUUGCUGUUAUGUCACUUGGUUAUGGUUGCAGUGUUAUGUUUUUAGAAUAUUGCGGCCUGGUCGGUUGCACUGGGAAGCAGUCUCUCGAAGUAAGCAUUCGCUCCUGCAGCCUGCACAGCGACAUAGACUCCCAAUUUUCAUGCACCGUGAUUCGUGCUCCCCGUUCGCGCUUUCCUGCUGCAGCAAUGGGUAUAUUGUGCCUCUGGCCUUUCUCGGCCGCGAUUAGGCAUGAACGGAGACUAGCAUACGUGCUUACAUAGUCCGAUGCGUAUGAAGUUGAUAGCCAGAUGGUUGGAAAGGCCCGCAAAAGUAGCUCAUGGAGGCGAUGCCCACGAAAGCGACUUGUCCAUAGUGAGACAAUGUGAGACACCAAGUGUGAGCCACACAUUAGCGGCCCCCGAAAGAAAAGAAACGUGCAGGUUGGAAAGGAGUGAACGGCUAAAAUCUGGGGUAGUCCAUGUCGCUGUGUAGGCUGCGGCAGCAGAUGCCUGCGUCUCCCGAUAGCUUCGAUUUGGGCAUUUUUUACGGCGACUGUCGCUGCAAACAAGUGGCACACUCUGUCCAAUAUGUUUCCGCUGCUGGUUGUUGCUCGUUAACCUGACCACCACGUGCGACGACGACGGUGAGCCGUUUACGAGCUCGCGUCAAUGAUUCCAGCGUAUCUCGACAUGCAAAUUUUAUUUCUGCUAUUGCACGAGAAUGUACACUGCUUGUCUUCUGCCAAUAAAGUCGCGCGUUCUGUUCACUCACUUGUGGCUUGUUUGUAUGGGCGUCAGUAGAGGCUCUUGGCAAUUAGAACGCAUCAGCUACGCGGUAGCGAAGGCAUUGAGGCAUGCCGCAUAGCCUGCAGGGCAAGCACGGCGCGUACCAGCGUACGCGACCGGCAAAAAACGGCCAUAUUGAAUUUUGCUCUAAAAAAAAAAAAAUUUGCACUUCCGCUUCCGGAUUGAGCAACGUCAUCUGGCGUCCCCCAAAGUAAGUUCCAUGCGCUGCCGCUGCUUAUUUUCGAACCACGGUGGAAGCUACAGUUUCCCUUCUCUAAGUUUGUUCUUUAUUCUAUGUUGUCCCUUCUGGAUGUUCCAAAUACGCUGCCCGGCCCGACGCUCCGCCUGCAACUUCUGCAAAAAGAAAGGCCACUUUGCCGAAGUAUGCCGCUCGCAGAAGUUCAAGCAGUACAAGCUCAGCUCCGUUCACCUGCACGCCGUCGCGACGCCCACCUCGGCAAAGUUCGACGUCACCGUUGACGACUACAUGGCGCAGUUCAAGGUCGACUCCGGAGCCGAAGUAUCUGCUGUUCCCAGCGACUUUCCUACCUUGCCUGCCAAACUCGACCAAGUCGACACUCUGCUCACUGGCCCGGGAGGACAGCCACUGCGCGUGCUGGGCUCGUAUGUGGCACGACUUCAGUGGCAAAGGAAAGCAAGCUGUCAGCGCCUCUACGUGAUCCAGUCUCUCACUGUGCCUCUUCUGGGACUGCCUGCGCUCCAAGCCCUCCAAGUAGUUCGGUUUCUUGAUCAACUCAAGACUUCAAAAGCGACGCUGCACGCCGAGCUCUUCAAUGGAUUGGGCACCCUCAAGGAUGAAUACAACAUCCGGUUGAAACCCGAUGCCGUACCUUUCUCACUAAGCGUACCUCGCAGGAUCCCCAUCCCGCUGCUCGAGAUCGUCCGCCGCGAGCUGGACAAAUUGGAAAGCGCAGGCGUGAUCCGUAGGGUCGACAAGCCAACACCAUGGUGCUCGGGUCUCGUCGUCGCCCGGAAAGGCGAUGGUUCCUACCGCCUCUGCGUCGACUUAACACAACUCAAUAAGGUCGUCCUUCGUGAAAGACAUAUUCUGCCAACUGUCGAGCAAGUCCUUGGCCUCCUCGGUGAUGCAACAGUUUUUUCGAAGCUGGACGCGACCGCAAUUUUAGCUUCCACCAGGUGAAGCUCUCUGAAGACUCCCAAGAGCUUACGACAUUCAUCACCCCAUAUGGCCGAUACUGCUUCUGCCAGCUCCCCUUUGGCAUCACCUCCGCACCAGAGUACUUCCAAAAGCAGAUGGCAAGAAUCCUGGAGGGCCAAGAAGGAGUCGCCAAUAUGAUAGACAAUAUUUUGGUUUUUAGACGCACCCGCCAGGAACAUGACACCAGACUGAGCCAGGUGCUAUCUCGCCUUGCACAAGCAGGUAUCACAUUGAACCAGGACAAGUGUCGUUUUGGGGUUCCCGAGGUCUCCUUCCUCGGAGUUGUCGUCUCAGCACAGGGCAUCAGGCCAGAUCCGGGCAAGGUCGAAGCAGUCAAAGCCAUGGAAGCUCCAACGGACGUUGCUGGCGUUAGAAGACUGCUCGGAAUGGUGAACCAUCUUGCCAGGUUAUUGCCACACAUCUCGGACGUCACAGCUCCCAUCAGAGCCUUACUGAACAAGUCUGCGAGUUGGGUGUGGCAGCACGAGCAAGAGGCAGCAUUCGAGAAAAUCAAGGAACUCUUGACGUCAGACAGGUGCAUGGCCAAGUACCACCCGUCGUACGCCACUACGGUGUCUGCUGAUGCAAGCUCAUUCGGACUCGGCGCAGUUUUGCUAAAGACGCAACCCUCAGGAGAGCGCCGCCCUGUCGCGUUUGCCUCGAGGUCAAUGACCAAUACCGAGCAGCGUUACAGCCAGACUGAAAAAGAAGCUUUGGCAACGACGUGGGCUAUUCAAAGGUUCGACGAGUUCGUCCGUGGCAUCCCCUUCAAUGUCGUGACCACCUGCCACUCGUUUCGCUUCUCGGCAAGAUGGAACUGGACAUGUUGCCGCCUCGUAUUCAGAGACUACGGCUGAAGACCAUGCGAUACCAGUUCCAUAUGCUGCACGUGCCAGGAAAGCUUUGUCGCGCAUCACCUACAAGCCACCCACUCCUCUAGACACGAUCGAACUUUUUGCAGCACAGGUAGUCGGCUGCACGUCGGAAGUCUUGCCACUCAGCCCUAAAGACGUGCGACAGGCACAAGAGUCCGAUGGUGAGUGCAAAGCCCUCGCUUCCUACUGCCAGAAUGGUUGGCCUAAAAGGACCACGAUACCACUGCACCUCUCAAAGUACGCCUCUGUGGCAGACGAGCUCUCUGUCUGCGACGGAGUUCUGUUGAAAGGCGCCCGGAUAGUCAUCCCAUUGUCCCUUCGGCCAGCGGUCUUGACGCUGUUGCAUGAAGGUCAUCAGGGGGAUCAACAGGACCAAAGCCCUAGCUCGGGAGUCAGUUUGGUGGCCCAGUAUCUCGACAGACAUCGCCUCUCUCGUUGCCAACUGUGAACAGUGCGCUUCCACCCGCGUGAACUUUGCCGAGCCCCUGCUCUCCACGGCCCUACCUGGACAUCCCUGGGAGUUCCUUGGAAUGGACUUGUUCCACCUCAACGGCCAGACGUUCAUUCUGGUGGUGGACUAUUACUCAAGGUUCCCCGAGGUGGCGACCCUGAGGAGCACGACAGCUCAGGCAGUCAUUGACGCUCUCAAAUCCAUCUUUGCCCGCCAUGGAAUCCCGCAAGAAGUCAGGUCAGACAGCGGCCCACCGUUCUCGUCGCAAGAGUUCGAGGCAUUUGCAGCGUCAUAUGGCUUUAACCACAGGACCAGCAGUCCACACUACGCUCAAUCGAACGGAGAGGCGGAGAGGAUGGUGCGUACUAUCAAGGACCUGUUUCGCAAGUCAAAGGAUCCUUAUCUGGCUCUGCUCAGCUAUAGGGACACUCCGGGAGUCAACGGCUUUAGUCCAGCCCAGCUGUUGAUGGGACGUCAACUCAGAACCAGAGUCCCAAAGCAAGGCUCCCAGCUAUGUCCCAACUGGCCCCCAACGAAAGAAGUCGUCACCAAGGAUGUGACUUACAAGCAAAAGCAGGCCGACGACUACAACAGGCAUCAUGGAGCUUGAGACUUACCGCCACUCCAAACAGGUCAGCGCAUCUGGGUGCGACCUGAUCAAGUGCAGGCUACAGUCCUCAGUCCGGGGCAAAAACCAAGAAGCUACGUGGUCGAAACGGAGCGAGGUGGCACCCUACAGCGCAACCGGCAUCACCUAGUGCCUUUUGGGCCUACUGCCUCCGGAGAGGAACCACCACCACUGCAGCAAGUUCGCUGUCAGGAGCCUCGGCCUGCCAACAUCGUGGAAUCGACGGUCCCCCUCGGACAGUCUGGGCAACAGUCCCCUGCAGCCAGGGACCGCAGUGAAGGUGUGACACGAACACGUUACGGCCGGCCUAUUGUUCCGCCGCGCCACUUGAACUUGUGAAACUUUUGAUGUGUUUGGCUUCCUGAAUCUCUCCCGUCUAACCUCCAAUGCUUCAAGGGGGGAGAUGUAGAGGUCGCCACAGUUCAGCCUCCUUUGUUAGGCUGCCACCAGAGUGUGGCGCCCCCUGUGAUCUGUGUGUGUGUGUCUCUAUAUAUGUUCGGGCCCAAUAAAGAAGGGGCAUUCCCUUUUCGUCCAAGCAA